GUAGCCACCGGGAAUUGAUUGCCUCUGACCCUAACGUUCACUCCGUACGCUACACACGCCGCAGAGAAGGUGACGUGGACAGCUCAUUAGAAAAUACAACUGUGUCGUUAGAGUCAGCAUUUAUUGAAAGUGGAAGACAGUACAGCAUCAUAUCUUCUAGUGAUUUCCUACAAAGUUUUAAAGACUGGCAUUGUUUUGACGAUGAGCAAGAUUCUCUGUGUGAGUCAAGUGGUCUGGAAAUAGAAGAAAAUGCAAUUAAUUGUUCUGAGACUGCAGUUCAAAAUACAGCUAUAUAUGGGGAAACAGGCAGCACCUCGCCAUCCCAUUUGGCUGUAAAUACACAAGAAAACAGUGACCAAAAUAUUACCAGGGGUUUGAUAAAGAAAAUUGUGAGUGGAACUGAUGCUCAAGCAUGCAAUAGUCAAGGCUUAAUACCAUCUCACAUCAGUCAAAUUUAUGAUGAAUUAUUUGUCAUACAUCAGAAGCUCCAGAGAGAGAGUUCAGCACAGCAGGAGUAUGCUCUACAGCUCCAGAAACGAGAGCGUUUUCUGACAGAGCGAGAAGCACUGCUUUUUAGACAUGAAGCAGCUAUGGCUAAAAUAAGAGGUGUUGAGGAAAAAGUGCACGCAACAUUUGGAAAUAUAAAAGAGCAACAUGACGCAGAAGUUAAACAGCUGACAGAAGCCUUGAGAGAAAUAACUAAAGAAAAUAGAAGACUGAAGUCGUCUUUUGAUACCUUGAAGGAAAUGAACGAUUCUUUAAGAAAACAGUUAAAUGAUGUAACCGAGCUGAACAAGAAGCUGGAAGGUCAAGCAAGGAAAGUACAAGCUCGCUUAGAGAAUCUGCAAAGGAAGCAUGAAUUUUUAAUGGUACAGAAGUCUAAGAAUAUAUGUCAAGUGGUGCAACAAAGUAAACCUGUCAAGAAGGAAAAAGUGAUGGUAACGUCAAAAAUUACUAAGCUUCCUUUGAAUUCGCAAGUUUAUGAGUGUUUAACUUCCCUUAUGGAUUGGAUCUCAGACCAGCACCUUAGCAAAAUAACAAUACAAGAAGAGCGAGCGGACAGGGGUAAACUUCUGGUCACCCAGACUUCCAAAAAAACCUGCACCCAGGAAAGGUGCAUGAAGCUUUUGCCUAUAGCUGCUGAGCAACUCCAGUGGAUGCCAUUUGUGAAUCCUAAUCUACACAUGCCUGUGAUUAAAUUUAUUUACUGGUCUAUAAGACAGCUAGACAGUGGUAUUCAGCACGCAACAAUGACAUCAACAAUGAGGAGACUUGGAGAAGAUAUUUUCCAAGGCGUAGUAAGUAAGAGAAACCCACAUGGUUCUUCUGAAGAGUCUACAGAGAGUAAAUCAAAAUCGAUAGCUUUCUUUAAGAGUUCCUGCAUGCCUUUGAGGUUUCUGUCAACUUUAAUUGUGCUUAAAACAGUGACUCAAGUGGAUUACCUGGCUCAGGCGUUUAAUUCCCUUCGCAUAGACUUGAAGACAGAUGAAGGGAAGGCCUUAUUUUUGGAAUACCGAUGUGUGCCGGUCAUAUUAAGUCACUUAAAAGUCUCCAGUAGAGGUCUGCUUUCCAGUGCUCUUGAUGGAUUACUUGAGAUGACCAUGGAAUCUG
Molecule: messenger RNA, 1611 nt
Organism: Eurypyga helias (sunbittern)
Lineage: Eukaryota; Metazoa; Chordata; Aves; Eurypygiformes; Eurypygidae
Gene: CCDC138
Product: coiled-coil domain containing 138
Exons: 12
Source: RefSeq, a predicted model, not a curated record